AUGCCGUAUCUGCCGGCGAUGUUUCCGCUGCUCUUGCUGGCUGGAGUUAACGCGGCUGGCAUUGGGGAAGCUUGGCAAGUUACGCCACAUGUGAAAACGGUCUACACGGAUCAUCCGUUUCGAUCGCGAUCAGACUCCUCGGCAUUCGAGGUUCGCACCGUAAGCGGAGUAGGUCGUUUGGCUCCGUUUGACGAAUCUCGCAACGUUGAAAAGCAUCCGGAACUCACUACACCGGGUCUCGUCGAGCCAAACGCCCUUCCGGAGGGAGCCGAGGAGGUCCUUCGCGAGAAUAAGAAUCUCGAGCAUUUCCGGAAACUCUUGGAAGACUCACCGUACGGCAAUGACGAGGUUGAAGACGACGUUAUCGAAAGCGCUGUACCUGUACAAAGGAUUUUCCAGAAAACGCUCAUGAUGAGAAUUCUGCCUGCGGACAAGGAGGACAACGACAACGACGACGACGACGACGACAGCGAGCAAGCUACGAGCGGACUCGUGCAACGUAUUCGUAGGCAAGCGGAUAACGAGACGAGUAUGGAGAAGAUCUCGACGACGAAGAACGUGCGCGAGGCUCGUCUCACCCCUGAAACAUGGUCGACCGCAGCGCAGCCUAUCUCAGUGGAGUUUCGUCAUCGUAUCCCCUUAGAUCAGGUGAUCCAGCAGCAACAGGAGGAGGAAGAGGCUGCGGCGCUAUCCAACAUAUACCGCAGGCAUCAGGCGCCACGGGCGGACUUCGUGACGGGCCAUCAUCGACGGUACCCGGACUAUCGCGAGUCCAGAGACAUGCCGGUCACCAAGAGCUACGACGACUACGAUCAAAUGUCCUGGUACAGGAACGCGAUACGCGAGAGGGAUUACGAAUAUCCGUUGUAUCGCCGUGGAUACAGCUACCAAUAUCCCGAUCGCUACAGGAUGGAGAGAGAUUAUUACACGCGGUCGCCGAGCGACUUGUAUUACGAUCGUUACGAUCGUUACAGGGACGACGAUCUCGAUUUGUACAGAGGCCGGCCCGCGCCGAAGCGUCGACUCGUCUACUACGCUACCCUGCCGGAAAUCGUGAGGAAACCGGUGGACCUGAGGAACUAUCCGCGGUACGACGCGGGUGUGGUCAAAACACCGGCCACGCGGGAUGGCACCUAUAAACGCAUACCCGGCAACGUCGAUCCGGGUAAGUAUCGGUACAGACAAUCGUACGGCGGUUACGAUCCCUACGCCAAGAGGUCGAGCUAUUACGAUCGUCUGUACGAAUAUCCCGAAGACGAUUCACGGCGGGUCAGAGUGUCGACCAAGGAGGACUUGAGGAACGACAGAUUCGGAGGCGCGAAUAACGAGCGGAAAGUGAGCAAUCUCAUAGCGAUUAGGGACGAGCCGGGCAAGCUGCCCUGGCCGGUGCAAAUCGGCACGGAAGUCAGCAUCAAGGAUGACGAGAGGAUCCCCGGACGAAAGAUCUUCGGCGAGUCGAGCGUCGGCUACGGAAGAUUCCAAAGCGCGCAGCUGCAGAAAGCGCCAGAUGCGACAGGAUCCAGCGAGCUCCAAAGCGACAAUUAA
Vollenhovia emeryi is the source of this 1545-nucleotide messenger RNA. RefSeq lists its product as uncharacterized. NCBI's taxonomy places the organism in Eukaryota, Metazoa, Arthropoda, Insecta, Hymenoptera, Formicidae. Bases 1 to 1545 code for a protein of 514 amino acids. The record is from RefSeq and is a predicted model, not a curated record. The transcript has a single exon.